Molecule: messenger RNA, 1454 nt
Organism: Agrilus planipennis (emerald ash borer)
Lineage: Eukaryota; Metazoa; Arthropoda; Insecta; Coleoptera; Buprestidae
Product: cytochrome c oxidase assembly protein COX15 homolog
Exons: 2
Coding region: 153-1424 (423 amino acids)
Biological process (GO): heme A biosynthetic process
Cellular component (GO): mitochondrial inner membrane
Molecular function (GO): oxidoreductase activity, acting on NAD(P)H, heme protein as acceptor
Source: RefSeq, a predicted model, not a curated record
UCAUAAAAUGUGUUAAGGUUAUAUGUGUAACAAUAUGAACAUAGAAUAUGAUAAAUAGUAAGUAUGCAAUAAUACUACUUGAUAAGUAAAUAUUGGAAUAUUUUGUCAAUUUACGGUUAGUAGAAAGCGUAAUAACAUUGAAAAAUAUAGUAAUGUCGUGUGCAUUAAAAUUUUUAUGUUUUAAAAAUAUUCUGCCAAUACGACAUAUCCAAUCCGCAAAAUUUCUUCAUUCGCAAAGAUAUAUAACAAACAAUAUUCGAAGACUAUUCCCUCAAAAAGUCCCGAUCAAGACAAUUUUUAUCAGGAAUAUAAAACGGCAAAACAGUAUCAAGACAGAGUUGGCAUGUGAAAAAACAAUUUCUAAAUCAAAGGCAGUUGGGUAUUGGUUGUUAGGGUGUAGUGGAAUGGUUAUUGGUGCUGUAAUAUUAGGUGGUGUUACUAGAUUAACAGAGUCUGGUCUAUCAAUGGUUACUUGGAAAUUCUUAGGUGAAAAGAUUCCUAAGUCUGAUGAAGAGUGGAUUGUAGAGUUUGAAAAGUAUAAACAAUAUCCAGAAUUUAAAUACAAGAAUCAUACUAUCACUCUCGGAGAAUUCAAAUGGAUUUGGUACAUGGAAUUUGCUCACAGAAUGUGGGGUAGAACUUUAGGACUUGUUUUCUUAAUGCCCGCUAUUUAUUUCUGGUCAAAAGGAGCAUUUAAUAAAACAAUGAAGAUCCGUGUGCCCAUUUUUGGUUGUUUGAUUGCUGCUCAGGGACUUCUAGGGUGGUACAUGGUAAAAUCUGGCCUAGAGGAUAGGUUUCAAGGGGAAAAUGAUGUUCCUAAGGUUUCACAUUAUAGACUCGCCUCCCACUUAACUUUAGCAUUUAUUUUGUAUUCGUUGUUUCUAUGGUCUGCCUUAGAUCACCUGUUGCCUGCACAGACAUUAACUAAUAUCAGUCAACAGAGUUUAAAAACAGCAGGAACAUUUAGGAUGCUUGCUCAUAGUUGCAAGGGAUUUGUAUUCCUUACAGCAGUCUCUGGUGCUUUUGUUGCGGGUUUAGACGCUGGUCUCGUUUAUAAUUCCUUUCCAAAAAUGGGCGACAAAUGGAUACCAGAAGAAGUUUUAGCAUUAAAACCGAAAGCCUCCAAUUUUACAGAAAAUCCGGUCACAGUUCAAUUAGAGCAUCGCCUUUUAGGCACUACUACUUUGUGCUUGAUAAGUGGCUUGUGGCUUAUGUCAAGGCGUCUGAUCCUUCCGCCUAGAGCUUAUGCAGCUGUAAAUACAUUAGCGAUAAUGGUAUGGUUCCAAGUAACCCUAGGCAUUACCAGUCUGCUCACUUACGUCCCCGUACCAGUUGCGGCAUCUCACCAAAGCGGAUCUCUUGCGCUAUUAUCGUUUGCUGUUUGGCUUACUCAUGAACUCAAAAGAUUACCUAAAGCAUUAUAAAUUAAUAAACUUGCGUAUAUUUCUUUUACA